Mucor velutinosus is the source of this 1362-nucleotide messenger RNA. RefSeq names its product Rab GTPase ypt31. The record is from RefSeq and is a predicted model, not a curated record. Gene Ontology annotation, biological process: proteolysis. The coding region runs from base 1 to 1362 and encodes 453 amino acids. Lineage: Eukaryota; Fungi; Mucoromycota; Mucoromycetes; Mucorales; Mucoraceae. Gene Ontology annotation, molecular function: metalloaminopeptidase activity; manganese ion binding. The transcript has 5 exons.
AUGUCUGUAACACAACAACGUCUUCCUACCCGUCAAAACGUAAGCAAGGUGUUGAAGCACUUUGAAGCCAAGGAAGGUCUCAUCUACCUCAGUGGCCAAGUUGUUGCUGAAAGAGAUGAUACUGAUGUCGAACAACCUUUCCGUCAAGAAUCCAACUUUUUCUACGUUACUGGCUGUGAACAGCCUGAUUUCCAUGUCACCAUCGACCUUGCUACCAAGGAAAUCCACUUGUACUCACCUAACCUUGAUCCUGAACAUGUCAUGUGGAUGGGCUUGCCUGAUUCAUUGGAAACGUUGGUCUCCAAAUACGAUGUCGAUGAUGUUUACUACAUUGAUACUUUGAACCAACGUUUAGCUCAAGCUUCCACUGUCUAUACUUUGCCCAUCACCAAGACCAACAAGAUUGAUACCGCCAGCAUCAAGUUGUGUAAUGCUGAACAAAGCAAGCAAUUGCACACUGCUUUUGCAAAGGCUCGUUCUAUCAAGGCUGAUUGGGAAGUUGAGAUUAUUCGCAAGGCCAAUGAGAUCUCUUCUAUUGCUCAUACCAAGUUGAUGAAGGCCGCCAAGGUCGGUCUCUCUGAAUCUCAAUUGCAUGCUUUGUUCUUGUACGAGUCCUACAGCCGUGGUGCCUUCUUCCAAGCCUACUACCCUAUUGUUGGUGUCGGAAUGAACGCUGCCACCCUCCAUUACAGCAAGAACAAUGCUCCUUUGCGCAAUGAAACUGAUUUGGUUCUCGUCGAUGCUGGCUGUGAAGUUGACUGCUAUGCUUCUGAUAUCACUAGAUGUUUCCCUGUGGGUGGCAAGUUUACCCCUGAGGCUCGCGUCAUUUACACCAUUGUUCUCGAUAUGCAAAAGGCUUGUCUUGAUGCCUGUAAAGCUGGUGUUGCUUGGGAAGAGAUUCACAACAUUGCUACCCGCGUUGCAUGCGAUGGUCUCUUAGCAUGCGGUAUUCUUGUUGGUGAAAAAGAAGAAAUCUUGGCUAACCAUGUUGUUGCCGCCUUCUUCCCUCACGGCAUCGGCCAUAUGCUUGGUCUUGAUGUGCAUGAUCUUGGCGGUUACAUGGAAGGUGUAGAGCGCAUUGAUGCUCCCGGUAUCCGCAACUUGCGUAUGCGUCGUGACCUUGAAGAAGGUUUUGUCGUUACAGUUGAACCUGGUGUUUAUUUCUGUGAUUUCUUGAUUGAUCCCGUUUUGAAUGAUGCCAAGACUGGCAAGUACAUUAACAAGGAUGUCAUGAACAAAUACAAGUCUGUUGGUGGUGUUCGUAUUGAAGACAACAUUCUCAUCACUAAGGAUGGCCAUGUCAAUUUGACCACUGUUCCCAAGGAAAUUGAUGAAAUUGAAGCCUUGAUCGCUGCCAACUAA